CUAUAAGCAACCAUUUUUGAGUAAACACCACAUUUUGGUCAGUGCGAAGAAAAAUAAAAAUGGCAGCCUCAGUUAUGGCUUCUUCAGUUACCCUCAAACCUUCUUUAGGUGUUGAGAAAUUAGUUGUUAGAGGUGUCCCAUCUCUUGCCAGGGCUCCUUCUUAUUUCAAAGUUCAAGCCAAGGAGCGCAAGAUCAAGACUGACAAGCCUUAUGGAAUCAGUGGUGGCAUGAGCUUGAGGGAUGGUCUUGAUGCCUCUGGAAGGAAGGCUAAAGGAAAGGGUGUUUACCAAUUUGUUGACAAAUACGGUGCUAACGUCGAUGGGUACAGCCCUAUCUACGACACCAGAGACUGGUCUCCCAGCGGUGAUGUUUAUGUUGGCGGUACCACCGGAUUGGCAAUCUGGGCGGUUACCCUAGCUGGUCUUCUUGCCGGCGGUGCUCUUCUCGUUUACAACACAAGUGCUUUGGUACAGUAGAUUUCUCUAUUGUAAUCCUUGCCCUUGUUGUGUUAUAGCCUGUCCAAUGUAAUUGUUAGAAUCAAAAUACCUUGAAGAACUAUUUUCCAUAUCUGUGUAGAAUGGUUUGCCUGGAUUGAAUCUAGGUCUAUUAUAACUUUUAAUGUGGUUCUUGUUCAUCAUAUAAAAAUUUAACAAAAAUAAAAAGGCAUAUUAUGUUUGGUGUAUUAA
Molecule: messenger RNA, 686 nt
Organism: Durio zibethinus
Lineage: Eukaryota; Viridiplantae; Streptophyta; Magnoliopsida; Malvales; Malvaceae
Gene: PSBR
Product: photosystem II subunit R
Biological process (GO): photosynthesis
Cellular component (GO): photosystem II; photosystem II oxygen evolving complex; thylakoid membrane
Source: RefSeq, a predicted model, not a curated record